CUGAGGGAAAAAUCCCGUUGCGAAAUCAAGCACGUAUGUUGUCAUUUUCGCAACGACCCGUUGUUAUAUUUUUCAACAACGGCUGUUGGUGAAUUGUGCACGAACGUGCUCAAAUUGACACCGAGACGUGGUCAACUUUCGGUACCAACAACAGCCGUGCUUAAUUUGUCCAUUUGUAAUAUUGGUAAUUGCAGCCGAUUACACACGAGUAAAAAAUGACAACGGUGGUGCAUGAUUCACACACGGUCGUUGUCAAUAUGACACCGGUCGUGUAUGAAUUAUGCACCACCACCUGCAUAAUGAUGCACCACCGUUGUUACUUUGUACACCGACGUGCAUGAAUCGUACACGAUCGUUGCCAUUUUAGCAACUACCGUGUAUGAAUCAUGCACCACCGUUGUCAUUUUUUUACUCGUGUGCAAUCGGCUGCAUAUUUACCAUUUUUUUCCGUGUUAUUGAAAGAGAAAGGACGCAUUGUGCAAAAAAUUUAUUGAAAAUGAAUAAUAAUUCGCAAGAUCCUCAAAAUAUCAUUGGUGAGUUGUUAGAAAUCGAUGGCAAUAUUGUUGUGGUUCGCGAUACAAACCAUUGCAGCAGUCAAGAUGCGGAAAACAAUGAGGACGAUUAUAUGUUAAGGGAGUUCUUAAAAGGAAUAAAUAUGGAGUCGCUUUUUGAACAAUUAAAAGCAUCACAUGUAACAUUUCGCAGCUUGCAGUACUUGAAAAAAGAAGAUUUAAAGGAAGCAGUGCCACCAUUGGGACUGCGUGUUGAAUUCAGAGAAAAGCUCUUUGCUUGGAAAAAACGAAAGCUCGGGAUUGAUGACGAAACUAUGUCAGUUCCAUCUAAAAUAGGUGAAUGGUGGAAACGCAACGAGACACCUGCAAGUACUCCUGGUACUCCCGACACUACAGGUUCGAACUGCUCAAAAGCCAAAGGAAUUUUGUCAGAGGAUCUAACGGAAUUGUUAACACAUACCUCGAAGGGGAAACUAGCGCUUGAAUGUAGUAGCGUUAAUAAGAAAUUAAGUGACGAGCAAAGAGAUGAUAUAAUUAAUAUAAUUAUUGAAGAUAUUUUAACCAACAAUGUUACUCUUUACACUCAAGACUAUAUGCGCAUAUUGGAUGAAAUUUGUUCCGUUUUUCCUCUUGAAAACGAAAUGAGGGAUUAUUAUUACAUUUCAAGAAAAGGAAAGAACAACGCAAGCGGAAAACUUUAUGCCAAGUAUAGAAACAAGAAGUCCAAAAGAAUAAAGCUUUUGAUUUCCGAGCCUAGCACAAGCAAAGCAGCAACUCACACAUCUCCUAAUUUUUGUAACAAAGAUGUUCCCGAAAUUGAUGAAUCAGUUGAAAAUUCAUUGAAAGCUUCCUUACUAAGAGAAUGUAAUGAUUGGGGAUCGAUCUGCGAAAAAUGGAAAAGAUCUUUUAACAUACGGCAAAGAGAUAUAAAAAAUUUAAGUAGCCAUACAUUUCUCCUUGAAUGGACGAAGUUGUCCGAUGCAAGAGCUUCAGAAUUGGUCAACAUUGAUUUCGAUAUUAUGUAUCCACAGAAAGGCAAUCUUCUACUUUCUAAAUGGGACCAAUUUAAGAAAAAAAUUUACAAUUAUUAUGGGAAAAAUAUUCAUAACGAACAUUGCAAACAACUCUUCGCAAAUGUUUUGACGGCAAGCAGCAUAGGUAAAUUUUAAUUCCUGAUUUAUCAUAAACAUUAAAAGUAAUAUUUAUUUUAUAUUUCGGUUGCAGAUGCUCAAGAUUAUAUAUACGCAAUACUGUUGAAUUCAGUUUUACCAUCACCUGCUAGGUUUAAAUGUGGAAACGGUAAAUUACGAAAAAAAGUAACAAUAGCUGAUUCGCAGGAAAGUUUCGUACUGCGACUACCGACAAUUAACGAUUAUAAAAGGCAAAUUGAUACAGUCACUGAAAAGUAUUACAAUGCUGGAUUAACUAUACAGCCAUUUAUAAUUGUGGAGGGUUUGUCCGAUUUCAAUAUAAAAGGUUUUUAUGUUUUUUUUAACCACAAUUUGUUAAAAUUUCAAUCGUUCCUCGAAUGUUUAGAUACAUGUUUUAAAAUUUUUCAUGCACUUUCUUUAAAAUAUCCAAAUGCCUGCCAAAUUCCAUGGAUUUUUAUCCAAAAAUAUUUUUAUGAAAUUAAUACUGUAUAUGAUAUAAAAUCAGUUAAUUUGACUUCACUUAUUAAUUUCUGCAACAAUAAUUAAAGUACAAUUCAAAAUGUAUAUUUGCUUUCGUUGCCGUAAGCAUUUUGAUAAGGCAAAUCUUUUAAUAGCUCAUUUGAAAACAGACCAUUUAAUGUCCACUAAAUUUUUAAAAGUACAAUGCGUUCAGGACAACUGUAAGCAAACAUUUACAAAAUUUACGUCAUUCAGAAUUCAUUUAGAAAAACUUCACAAGAAUCACACAAAAGCUCCACCAAUGGUUAAAGCCAUUAAUGUGCCAGUUGAAAUGUCAUCAUCAAAAGAAAAUGAUUAUACAAACAGUGAAACUGUUAUUAACAACAAUACAAUAGAAAAGGAUUUAAAU
Molecule: messenger RNA, 2531 nt
Organism: Musca domestica (house fly)
Lineage: Eukaryota; Metazoa; Arthropoda; Insecta; Diptera; Muscidae
Exons: 6
Coding region: 380-1681 (433 amino acids)
Source: RefSeq, a predicted model, not a curated record